GUCUGACUUUUGCUUUUCACAAUUAGAGGAGAAGAUAGCUUUCGAACUUCCCCCACUUCUCCUUCUUGCACGAGUUACUCAAAGAUUUGGAUCUACCCAUCCAUUCUGAAUUUUCACUCUCUCAAUCGGAGAACGGAGAAAGGGAAAGAUUUAGCAGUUGGAGGGGGAAAAGGUGGGGCGGAAACACGAUUUAGGGCAUGGCGGCGGUUGCGAUACAUCAGUUCGCGCAGUGCAUCACCUGCCACGCAUGGAGUCCUGAUCGAUCCAUGGUUGCAUUUUGUCCCAAUAACCAUGAGGUGCAUAUCUACAAAUUCUUUGGCGAAAAGUGGGAGAGGAUACAUGUUCUCCAAAAGCAUGAUCAAAUUGUAUCUGGAAUAGAUUGGAGCAUAAAAACUAACAAAAUUGUAACUGUUUCGCAUGAUCGUAACUCAUAUGUAUGGAAUCAAGAAGCAUCAGAGUGGGUGCCCACCCUUGUCAUUCUCAGGCUUAAUCGUGCUGCACUUUGUGUCCAAUGGAGUCCAAAAGAAAACAAGUUUGCUGUCGGAAGUGGUGCUAAAACUGUUUGCAUAUGCUACUAUGAACAAGAGAAUAAUUGGUGGGUCAGCAAGCUUAUACGAAAAAAGCAUAAUUCCUCUGUUACAAGUGUUGCAUGGCAUCCCAAUAAUAUUCUUCUUGCAACAACAUCUACUGAUGGAAAAUGUAGGGUGUUUUCUACUUUCAUCAAAGGUGUGGAUUCAAGAGACUCAGGAUUAAAUUUUUUUCCUUGGAAAGGAUCAGGAUCAGGUGCUUCUGGUGAUGUAAAAUUUGGAGAGCAAAUUGCCCAACUUGAUCUUUCUUUCACAUGGGCAUUUGGUGUGAGGUGGUCUCCAAGUGGAAACACCUUGGCAUAUGCAGGUUAGAACUGUUAAAUAUACUUUGAUAUGCUUAUUCUUUAUUUGUGGCUGGCAGUUUUUAUUCA
This is a messenger RNA of Zingiber officinale, 958 nucleotides long. RefSeq names its product actin-related protein 2/3 complex subunit 1A-like. Gene Ontology annotation, cellular component: actin cytoskeleton; Arp2/3 protein complex. Lineage: Eukaryota; Viridiplantae; Streptophyta; Magnoliopsida; Zingiberales; Zingiberaceae. The coding region runs from base 198 to 899 and encodes 233 amino acids. Gene Ontology annotation, biological process: Arp2/3 complex-mediated actin nucleation. The transcript has 9 exons. Gene Ontology annotation, molecular function: actin filament binding. The record is from RefSeq and is a predicted model, not a curated record.